This is a messenger RNA of Drosophila ficusphila, 785 nucleotides long. RefSeq names its product mediator of RNA polymerase II transcription subunit 28 (gene MED28). The coding region runs from base 116 to 685 and encodes 189 amino acids. Lineage: Eukaryota; Metazoa; Arthropoda; Insecta; Diptera; Drosophilidae. The record is from RefSeq and is a predicted model, not a curated record. The transcript has a single exon. Gene Ontology annotation, cellular component: mediator complex.
CCGAUUGCGAGGCUUGGCAACCCUUCUUGGCGUAUUCUUUUGCUUUGCUUUUUUCCGCUGGCCGGCUAAAUUGUUUAUAGAUAAUUGUUUAUUCGGCUCCAAAUCGCACGAAGUCAUGACCAGCAACGAGCCCGGUGGCGGAAACCUGAUGGACGAGUUCGAGGAGGCCUUUCAGUCCUGCCUGCUGUCCCUGACCAAACAGGAGCCGAAUUCCGGAACGAACAAGGAGGAGAUUGAGCUGGAGGUCCAGAAGACAACCAAUCGCUUCAUCGACGUGGCCCGUCAAAUGGAGGCAUUCUUCCUGCAGAAGCGUUUCCUCGUCUCCACCCUAAAGCCCUACAUGCUGAUCAAGGACGAGAACCAGGACCUGAGCAUCGAGAUUCAGCGCAAGGAAGCGCUGCUGCAGAAGCACUACAACCGCCUGGAAGAGUGGAAGGCCUGCCUCUCGGACAUCCAGCAGGGUGUCCACAGUCGCCCGACGCCGCCCAUCGGAGCCGGAAUGCUGCAAGGUCCUGGAGGCGGAAUGUCACCCAUGGGUGGAGUACCCCCGCGUCCGGGAAUGAUGCCAGGGAUUCCACCAGGAGCUAUGCAGCCCGGUGGACCCAUGCAACCCAGUCCACAGCACAUGCUGCAGGCUCAGCAGAUGCAGCAACUGCGAAUGAUGGGAAAGCUGCCGCCAAAAUAAGCGGGAAAAGAUUCGUUUUAGUUUGUAAUUUUGUAUAGAUUUGAUUUAGUCUACGUGUAUCUCUCGUGUAGUUAAAUAAACUGAUUAUGUAUCCUUGAAA